Molecule: messenger RNA, 5500 nt
Organism: Lymnaea stagnalis (great pond snail)
Lineage: Eukaryota; Metazoa; Mollusca; Gastropoda; Lymnaeidae
Source: the annotation of a GenBank genome assembly
GUUUACAUCUGGUGUCGCACGGCACUGCUUAAAACGGUUCUACAGAUGACGUUCUGUCAAUCAAGGAGCAAGGUCAGUGUCAGGAGUCACAUGAUCAGUACAUGUUUUGUUUUUGCCCCCCGUUUAUUACUAUUUAAAAUCUUCUCAUUCUUUACUCUCUUUCUCUCUCUCCCUUUCUCUCACUGACUCUCCACUAUGUACCCUCUCUCUUUCUCUCUAUACCUGUCUCCCAUAUGUCUCCUCUCCCCUUCUCUCUCUUCCGUAUCUCACUCUCUCUCCUAUGUCUCCCUUUCUCCCUCUCUCUCACUCUCUCCCUAUGUCCCCAUCUCUCUCCCCUGCCCCCUCUUUCUCUAUUUUCCCUCACUCUCUCUCCCAUUUCCCCUCUUUUCCCAUCUCUCUAUUUCUUCAUUUUACUCUCUCAUUCUUCAUGUCUCUCUCUCUUCUUUCUCUCUGACUUCCCCUCUCUCUCUCUCUCUCUCUCUCUCUCUCUCUCUCUCUCUCUCUCUUCCUUUCUCUAUCUCUCUCUCUCAUCAUAUCUCUAUCUUCCCCCCUCUCUCUCUCUUUUCUCUCUCUCUCUCUCUCAUUUCCCCUCUUUUCCCCUCUCUCUCUCUCUUCAUUUUUCUCUCUCACUCUUCAUGUCUCUCUCUCUUCUUUCUCUCUCUCUCCCCCUCUCUCUCUCUCUCUCUCUCUCUCUCUCUCUCUCUCUCUCUCUUCCUUUCUCUAUCUCUCUCUCUCAUCAUAUCUCUAUCUUCCCCCCUCUCUCUCUCUUCUUUCUUUAUUUCUCUCUAUCUUCCUCUCUUUCUCCCCCCUCUCCCCUUCCCUUCCCCUCUCUCUCUCUCUCUCUCUCUCUCUGUGUGUUUCAGUCACCACUUCAUAUCCCAGAAGUCCCCACCACAGAGACCAUCUCUAAAUUCACUUUGACCAUAAAAACCCCCAAAAAUAUUGAAAAUCGUGAGGUACAGUUCAAGUUAGUUCCUUGGACUUUGGUCAGUGAACAUUUGGAUUUCAAUUAAAUGUUGAGUAGGGCCUAAUAAAACAUUUAUGUUAACUCUGAUUGGUAGUUCUUUAAACGACAUCGUCACAGUCCACUGCUGUUCAGUUGUUGUUAUUCUCAAAUUGAGGUGUGUGUCGUCACGAUGUUGCUAUUUAUCUGGACAAGAAUGUGGGUUGUUUUGCAGUUUAUAACUUGAGGAUUAGCUUUAACCCGUAAGACAGUGGUUCUCAACCUUCCUAAUGCUGCGACCCUUUAAUACAGUUGCUCGUGUUGUGGCGACCCCUGGCCACAAAAUAAUUUUCUUUGCUACUGCAUUAAUGUAGAGCAUAUGUGUUUUCAGAUGGUCUUAGGCGACCCCUUGGCAAGGGUCGUGCGACCCCCACAGGUUGAGAACCGCUGCCGUAAGACAUAUGGACACUCGCGGGAAUACCCGGUGUGAUCCUGCAGGACAGGGCUUCUCAAAUCUUUGGCAUAUUCAAUGCUAUUGCAUCGCCUAAAAGCUAAAACUAAUAUUUUGGAUGUUUAUGUUUAUUUUUACUAAUAAUACUAAGAAAUAAUUUUUAUUGAACAAUUUUUAAACCAAUUUUGUUUAAUUGAGCGAUCGUGUGUGUAAAUUGUAAAAGUAAUCAUUGUUCAUCAUUCCAGACAUGGGAGAACGGAUAAAUUCAACACACAUGGAUUACACAGGGCGGAUGAACUCGACACAUGACACAGGUGUGUACACUCUAAGAGUUGGCUGGCGAUGCGUAACAAGGUAUCCAUGGUGCUUUAAAAAAAAAUGAUUUGGUCUUUUUAUUAUACGGUUUGUCAUUUAAUGGCGAAAAUCUAUUAAUAGAACAUCCAGUCUCGCCAAUCUCAUUAAGAUAUUAAUAAAACGUGAAUGUGAGCCAGUAUCAUAGGUCUUAACCUAGACGAAUACGGGUUUAAAAAUUUAUUUUACAAAUAAUUUUAUAAGCAAGUUGUUACUGAUAUAUAUAUAUAUAAAAGUGAACGUUUGUUUGUGGGUUUGUUCCACAAAGGCUUUUACAAUGACGUUUCGGCUUGUCAGUAGACAAACAUGAAACAACAAAUAACCAGAAGGGAAAUAGCAAAAACUGACCAAUUAAUGCUAUGGGGGUUCCCCUGAGUUUCUGCGUUUGAGUGAACUCCCCUUUGAUUAUUCGCGUGUUGCUAUUAGAGUAAUAAACAUUAUCUUUGGUAUUAAUACGCUAUUGGAAUGUUGUUGUUUUUUAAAAUUGAUAUUUCAAAGCGAGGUUAAUUUAUUUACCGGCAUUUGAAAACGAGGUUCUCUGUUGUUUUUUUUUCUUUUAGGGCCAGAGACUGAUUUUUACAUUUUUAAAUUUUAUUCUGUUUUUUCUGUUGUUUGUUCGCUGACGAAGGCUUCCUGUCGAAACGUUCGUUGUUUUGUUGCAUUCUUUUUUUACAGGUUUGGCCUCAAUUUGUUUUACUCAUUUCCUAACCGAUUGCAGUCUCUCCCCUUAGUACCAUUUUAUGACCACGUCUGGGAUGAUGGUCGUGUAAACAAAAAAAAAACAAAAAAAAAUAAUAAAAAUAAAUAAAAAAUAAAGUUCCUAAGCAGGGGAAAAGAGGGGACCCGUAUAUCUUAAAUUUGCCCCAAAAAACCUAUGUGUUAUAAAAUCUUAAUGAAGUCAACGUAGCUUUAUUUUCAGAACCGUAAGCGACUUCAAAAACGUUCUGUUGAUUGUCCUGUUGAUUGUCCUGUUGAUUGUCCUGUUGAUUGUCGUGUUGAUUGUCCUUUCUGUUCAUUUCAAGCACAGACCUAUAUUGUUACACUAUUUCCUUCGCGUGGCUUGAAGUCAGUCCCUCAUGAAAAUCAAGAUAUCUUUUUUUUUUCUUCUUUUUUUUGGUGCGAAAAAUAGUGGCGUGAAAAUCAAUGCACUCUGUGAGUGCGCAAAAGAAAGCACAUAAUCUGUGUUGAUGUCUCUGUUCAAGUUUUGAAAGGAAGUGGGGUGUGUGUGUGUGUUGUCUUGUUCUGCUAACCCAUGUCUGAGAACUCUGUUGUAAUCUGUCUGAAUGUUUCAAUGCCUGAUGUCACGUCCCUCUCUAGGGGUCAUUAAGAUGUGGGCAUCUGACGUCAGCACUCUAAGGACUUUAGGUAGGCUCACAAGGUACUUUUUUUUAGCAGUGGGCUGGCGGGCAUGGGUGGGCUGGAAAGCUACAAGGCUGUACCGUAGAUAGGUUAUGUAGAUUUGUAGCUUUCCAGCCCACCCAUGCCCGCCAGCCCACUGCUAAAAAAAAGUACCUUGUGAGCCUACCUAAAGUCCUUAGAGUGCUGACGUCAGAUGCCCACAUCUUAAUGACCCCUAGAGAGGGACGUGACAUCAGGCANGGGGGGGGGGGCGUUAAAGACAGAAGAUGUCACUGUUAUAAACGUUAAUGGUUUAAUAGUGAUUUUUUUUUUUAGAUUAAAUGCUAAUUAGUUUUAAUUUUGAAAACAAUUUUUUUUUAAAGUUUGAAGGUGUGGCGUAAUUUAAGGGGUUGGAUUGGGUUUUUCUGAGAUUUUUGACAGAUUGUGACAGGGAGGAGGGAGGGGGUAAAAAAUGUAGAAAUUUAGCGUGACGUCCCUUGUCAUUAUUUUGAUCCUGAAAUCCGUUAUCGUAAUUGACCGGAUAUGUAGUCGUGGAUUACAGGAAUGUGAAUCGUAAUAUAACGGUAUCAGAAUCACAAAGUGACGACAUCAAAAUCGUAAUUGAUUUGCAGACUGCACCAUUUCAGUGUUACUUUAAUUUGAUCUGUGGCCCCCCCUCGUAUUUCAGCUCUAGCGGCGAUAAUCCUGGCGUCCAUCAGCACAUCUCUGACACUGGUUAUCAUCAUCUACUGGAUAUGCUGUCAGGUUCGGAUGAGGAGGGCGGCUGCUAGGAGAAAAGACGUCCCGUUGGGUAAACAUGUUUGUCUUUAUAGAUAUCUUUAUACGAAUAAGCUCAGCGGGUCACGGCCUUUGCACAAGGUAAAGAAAACAUUAAUUCUUUUCAAAGCUGAAGAUUUCCUUUCACAAGGUUUGAAAACAUAAGGCGCCAACGACACUUCAACAUAAUCCGUUUUUAAUUUUAAAAAAAGAUUACGUAUUUCAAUAGCUUUGACUCAAAUAAAUCUAACUCAUGAGAACAUACUCAAUCGAUAGAUCUUUUCACAUAGACAAUCUAUUGAUCUCUCCCAUAGACACAAUCCAUCAAUCUCUCCCCAGACACAAUCUAACGAUCUCUCCCCCAGACACAAUCCACCGAUCUCUCCCCAGACACAAUCCAUCAAUCUCUCUCCAGACACAAUCUAUCGAUCUCUCCCCUACACACAAUCUAUCGAUCUCUCCCCCAGACACAAUCCACCGAUCUCUCCCCAGACACAAUCCAUCAAUCUCUCCCCAGUCACAAUCUAUCGAUCUCUCCUUAGUCACAAUCUAUCGAUCUCCCUUCAGGGACAAUCUAUCGAUCUCUCCUCAGUAACAAUCUAUCGAUCUCCCCUCAGUCACAAUCUAUCGAUCUCUCCUCAGACACAAUCUAUCGAUCUCCCCUCAGACACAAUCUAUCGAUCUCUCCUCAGACACAAUCUAUCGACCUUUCCUCAGACACAAUCUAUCGAUCUCUCCUCAGACACAAUCUACCGAUCUCUCCUCAGACACAAUCUAUCGAUCUCUCCUCAGACACAAUCUAUUGAUUUCUCCUCAGACACAGUCUAUCGAUCUCCACUCAGACACACUCCCUCACCGAUAUCUCCCCCAAACACAAUCUAUCGAUCUCUACCCUAGACACAAUCUAUCGAUCUCUCCUCAGACAUCAAACGGUCAGUCGUGGAACACGAGCACCUCAUCAACAACCUGACCGUCAAGCUGAGAGACGCCGUCAAGGAUUUGGACCGGAAACUGGAGGACAUGGGGUCACCAGUGGACGUUGCAGGUCAGUUGUAAAUAAAUAAAAUCCAUGGGUCUCGUCAAGCUGCCGAUAUUUGUAUUGCAAAUGAAUAGCCCUUGCCUCUUCAAUUUAACUUUUUUUUUUAAUACAUUACGCUAAUGUUACACUAUUGUUAAAGGCUGAUGUCUAAUUUGUCCAAAAUGAUGGAUUAAUGACUUUCAAAGGUGUCAGAAAGUCAGUUCAAAAUGAACUUGGGCAUAUACGUAUACCAGUUUGGUUAGAAAAACUAUAUAAAUAUAUUAUAUAUAUAUAUAUAUAUAUAUAUAUAUAUAUAUAUAUAUAUAUAUUAUUUUUUCUAUUUUUCUGUCAUUCGCCCGUCACAAUGUGACGAUGGUGAGGACUUCGCAGGACGAAAUCCACAACACAAGGCCUUGGAUUAUUCUUCUAGGAUUAUUGAACUCCAGACCACCAACUUGAGAUCUGCUCAGUUGAGGCCCCUCGCCCCCCCCCCCCAGCACCCGCAUCAUAUAAAUAUAUUUUAUAUAUCCACACAUAAUAAUUUUUAAUUACAGAUUUGAGGCUAAAAUCUGAUGCAAUGGAGCGACUUUUGAAUGAAAAACUGUCGCAAAAUAAUCUGUCG